UGUCGAUAGUGUAUUCUUGCAUGGGCCGCUCUGUUCGAGGCGGGCGCGCGCGCGCGUGUGUGUGUUUGGUUCACUCCUCCACGGCGCAGGAUCUCUCCAUCGCUUCCGCGGAAGAACCCGUCUCUGCUGUCCCACUAAGAUGGAGCUGUCUGCGGCAGGGGACCGAGUGUUUGCCGCUGAGGCCAUCCUGAAGCGCCGCGUCCGUAAGGGACGGAUGGAGUAUCUAGUGAAAUGGAAAGGAUGGGCAAUAAAGUACAGCACAUGGGAACCUGAGGAGAACAUCCUAGAUGAACGACUCGUUGCAGCGUUUGAGCAAAAAGAGCGGGAGCAGGAGAUGUAUGGACCUAAAAAGAGAGGCCCGAAACCUAAAACGCUUCUUCUAAAGUCAAGAGCACAGGUUGCAGAGACUUCCUCACGAGUCCCGGAGUUCAAGCACACUCGUCCUCAGCAGCAUUCCAAGCUUCCUCCGCCCUCGGCUGCACCGUCCUACACCCCAACUGCCCCUUCCAACGCUAAACUGCAGUCGGGUGCCGCCCAGCCCAAACUGAAGAAAGACAUUCACCGCUGCCAUCGUAUGGCACGUCGCCCCUUGCCCCGCCCAGACCAAACAGUCGGUCCCUCCGGUCCUUUUUCAUCCCGUCCAACAGUAAGCCCAUUCUCUGAAACUGUCCGCAUUCUCAAUCGUAAAGUCAAACCCAGGGAAGUGAAGAAAGGACGGGUCAUUCUGAACCUCAAAGUGGUUGACAAGGCUGGGAAUGGUGGAGUUGCUAAUAGUAAAAGGACACAUGUGCCCUCCACCCAGCAGUCCCAUUUUGGGCGGCAGAAGAUUCCGUCCAGGAAUAGGGUGAUUGGGGAAAACAGGCGGUUUGGAGAGGUAUCCUAUCGAGGAAUCCAGCCCCCUAUUAGAAGUUCUGGGUUUCCUGUUUUCGGAAAACUUUUCGAUUCUCACUCUCUGAACAAUGCCGAGAAUCAGACUCAAAGUGGAGAGAGUCGUAAUACCACGACAAACAAUCUCUCUUCCUCCCAAAGUUCAAAAGUGGACAUGCCCAAAGGUCAAACUCUUGAUGAGCUGCCUCCCUCAAACUCGAGCUCUGAAGUUUCAGACGGCGAGCCACCCUCCCCGCGACAAACCCAAUCCCAGCAUUCCUCAUUGCAGCCCAAGGCCUCCGCAACCAAAACCCAAGACAAACACGGCGCUCAACCCGUAGCGUCCAAAAACAGCUCAGCUCCUUCUGCUCUUCCAUCCUCUCCUAUGUUUUCCUCAUCGUCCUCUGCGUCGUCAUCCUCAGAAGACAACGAACACAUCCUGGACCUUUCUGUACCUCACGAAAUGGACAGGCGAUUGCGGCGACGCCAUCCUUUUCUGGCCGUCGUCCGCUCAAGGUCCCAGAGGUGCCCGUGUCGGAGGAACCGUCAGAGGAAGAAGAUUUGGACUGGCAUCCUGACAUGACCUCCCGAUGUGCCAACGUAGUCGUAACGGACAUCACAGCGAACCUCCUCACCGUCACGAUCAAGGAGUUCUGUCAUCCGCCCUCCGCCACUCCUCCUCCCUGCUACCCCAAAAAUAUAUCAGCUCAGCACGACACAAAACAGCCAAAGCACCAUCCCAACAAAACAUGAGUGUGGACACCACAGAUACGACCUCCUCCGGCCUUCAGAAGGGAUCUUAGGAGGUUUGUUAGUAGUUUGUUUACAGUUUCAGCUGCCUGGUGCUCAUGCGAGUCUUUGUUAAGAGAUGUGGCCAAGCUGUCCACUCUACAACACUGUGCCAUGACUUUUAUAGCCAUGAAAGAAUGUUUCUGAAGGAUUUUUUGGCUCACUGUGUUUAAUCUGAACACAUGGACUUUUCUAAGAAUGGAUUUACUCACCAAUGGCUUCUUUAAAGAUGUGCCAAACAACUUCCUGUAUUGUAUUUAUUCCACAUAUCUUAUUAUUACUGAUUGGUUUUUUAUAUAUACACUACUGUUCAAAGGUGUGGCAUUGGUGAGAUUUUUUGCAUUUUUUUUAAACAGUAUUGUCAAAAAUGUUUCAAAUUUAGAACUGUUUUCUGUUUUAAUAUUUAAAAAAUAAUUUAUUUCUGUGAUUGCAAAGCUUUUCAGCAGCCAUUACUGCAAUCUUCAGUGUCACAUGAUUGGGAAUCAGCCUAAUUUAAAGAAACAUUUCUUGUUCAUGUCAAUGUUAAAAACAGCUGUGUUACAUUUUUGUUAAAACAGUGAUACAUUUUUCAGGCUUCUUUGAAUAUAAAGUUAAAAAAUUCAAAAAGUACUAAUUUCUUACAAAAAAAUCAUACUGAUCCCAUGCUUUUGAACAGCAGUACAUAAUAUAAACCAAGUGUUAUCUGCAUCUACAAACUCACUUUCAUACUGGAGUCUAUUUACUCAAUUCAAUUAUUUCUGUGAGUGAAUGUAUUAUGUAUAGCAUAAGUAACAUUGAAUUGUGCUGUAAAUCACAACUGGGAGCUCAAUUUAAGACCUUUUUGGUUAUAUAUUCAAAGUAUAUUUUAGGGUCCAAAUGUAUAAAAUUAAUAGUAAAAUUUGUCUGGUAAUUUAUUGCCACCAAAAUGAUCUUGAACAAAACAAUUUUCAGUAAAAUCACCUGCAGUAAUUAUGAGUAUUCAAGCAGGAAACUAUAUUUAUUGUCAUUAGAACAGCAAAAUGCAGUUUCUUUUCUUGUAAGAAAUAUUUUUGGCCAUAAAACUUUCUCAGUUCACCUGUCAGCUUAUUUUAGACCCUGGUUAUGUUUUAUUUAUAGCUGGGCUUUAGCAUAUGGCAGGAUUUCUGACACAAACACCUCCAUCUUUAAGCGUAACUACAGCCAGUACCUUCAUAAUGAAGCAGAAUAACAACCAUCUCUGUCAAACGUGUAUGUUUUAUCUCUGUCAAAACUAUCUGGCAAGUGUUUAUAGUGCUGUCUUAUCCACUGUCCCUUUCGCCAAGGUUUUCAGUUAUUAGUUACACAGUAAGAAAUGCUCCGGUGAGAGAAGGAGAGAAUGAAGAACAGGAGGUUUUGUUGUUGCUAAGCUGAAAUGCAGAUAUAAUGCCCAAUUUUCAACUCCAGGAAACUAAGCAAGUAGGAAAUGAGUUUCUUCUGUGCUUUUUUUUUUUAGAUUUUCCACUUUAAUUUAGCUGGAAAUCACAAAAAGGGAACAACAGUUGUUUUGAAAUCUAGCUGUUAAUUGAUGUAGAAACAUCUGCUAUUUAUUUUUGCCUUUUCAAAGACAAGUUUGUUCAUAUAAGUCUCUUUUGUCUCUAACUGAAGUGCUCUUUUGUAGAAGAGGCUCUUAGUUCUUGUGCUGCAAAAAGCUCUGAGCUCAAGUUAAGUCAAUAAGGUCGUCAUCUAGCACUCUGUCUCUCACUUCCAGUUCGAAAGCCAUCGCUUUCGCAUCAUCCUGCUCUCUCUUUAUCGGCGGGGAUAGAUCAGUCUCAGCAAAGAGAGUGUGGAGUCUGUGACUUUGAAUCCAGAGAAAGAGCAUUUGCUUAGACUUGGCAAAGAGCCUUUUGGGAAAAGCGAGCUUUUGAUCUAGUCCUGAUGUGGUUGGAACGGUCUCUACCCUCCAGUUACGCUUUAAUGAGAGCUGAAGUUUGAACCCUACGGGCUUGGGUCUUGAUGCAAGCCAGUGUCAGAUUUGAAAUAAGAAAAGGCACAAGCGAAACACACUCGCCUGAUGAAGUGGACGGUGAUGUCAUUGAUGUGGAAACUUUUGCUGUGGCCAAACACAAUGUUUAGGGCUUUGCUUAGGGUCAUAAAAUGAGCUCAUAGUGCAGUUUCCCCUCACGUUCUUGCUGUGCCUUGUUCUCGAUGUCCAACAAGCCUUUUAUGUAUUACAUCAUUUAAACCUUAUUUUAAAGUUAGGACUUGAUUGAUUGAAUCAAAAAUGAAUCACAAGAGUGCAACUCUAGAUUUCAUUAAUUAACAUGAAUUUAUGUGAUAUUGAAGCUUUUUAAUAUGUACUGUCAUUAAUGUGUUAAUUGUCAGUUAGAGAUGUGCCUGAAUCAGACCUGCUCUCUGCAGCAUUGUUGGUCCUAAAUCCUUGAUAUUUUCAGCAAACACUGAAUCUUCUGAUCCCUAUGGCCUCCCUAUAAUCCCACUUAACCAGCACUCCAAGACUUGUGCAUGGAGCAAGAUUGAGAAUCAAGAUUUCCUCUCAAAAUCCCCAUCAGGAGAUUGGCUCUGAGUUCAGGGCAUCUUUUUGUUUAUCCAGCUGAAUCCUGACUCUCAUUAUUCCUCCACAUCUGCUGACAGUUUAGCUCAAACCUUCAUGAUAAGGAUGUUUUAAGGACGCACUCUCCCGCUGACCAGUAUCAAAUGGACUUUUAUUGUUAUGGAGUUGUUUGUUCAGCCAUAUUGUGUGUUUAGCCAUCUUUUUUUUUUACAAAUGGCAAAUUUGAGGAAUUGCAAAUUCCUCUGCACUUAGAUUGCAUGUUUUCAUGUUUGUGUUAUUUAAAAAGAUAAACAUUAAUGCACUCGUGCCUUUGUGCAAAGGAAGAGUUUUUGAAUAUGUAAAUAUUUUCAAACUGAUCAUAUAUGGCUCUUAUUUUGGUGUGAUUCAUUUGAGUGAAGUUUGAAUAUGUGGCAUUAAUUUGUAUUUUAGGCUGCAGUUCUGGUUUCAUGUACGUCAGAAUGGACAUGACUUUCUCAUAACUUUAUAUACAAAACAUUGUGUUUAUGUUGCUUUGACAAAGUCAAUGUACUGUACUGUUAUACUGUACACACUUAAUUUAAUGCAGGGUGUUCAAACUACAUCCAGCAGACCCAUCACAGCCCUUCAGACUGAUUUCACUUCUUUUCUAACUGGACUUACUUGAUUUCCCAAGACAAUUAAAUAUCCUGUUGAUUUCAAUGGUAAAUUUCUAACUGUAUUUCCUGAGCUUUUAAACUAUGUCAACCAAACACCUAGUUAGUAUAUUGGAUGAACUAAGUCAGACUUAUCAGGCCAACAUUCAACCAGAUCUGUAGUGUCAUCUGAGAGUGUUAAGCACAUAAAAUAUACGCAGAUCAUUAAUGCACCAAAUGUUUGAGAACGAGCCCUUAAGCUACAUUCAUGUGCACUGUGUAACUUCUGAACCAUUCUGUGUAGUUUUAACAUUGAUCAGGACUCAACAGUGAUG
Messenger RNA from Labeo rohita (rohu), 5108 nucleotides. It is a transcript of the gene cbx6b, whose product is annotated as chromobox homolog 6b. The coding region runs from base 140 to 1450 and encodes 436 amino acids. NCBI's taxonomy places the organism in Eukaryota, Metazoa, Chordata, Actinopteri, Cypriniformes, Cyprinidae. The record is from RefSeq and is a predicted model, not a curated record. The transcript has 5 exons.